Molecule: messenger RNA, 4313 nt
Organism: Mercurialis annua (annual mercury)
Lineage: Eukaryota; Viridiplantae; Streptophyta; Magnoliopsida; Malpighiales; Euphorbiaceae
Product: protein SPA1-RELATED 3-like
Exons: 7
Coding region: 1302-3989 (895 amino acids)
Biological process (GO): protein phosphorylation; photomorphogenesis
Molecular function (GO): protein binding; protein kinase activity; ATP binding
Source: RefSeq, a predicted model, not a curated record
AUUCUUUUCUUUUCUUUCCAAUUAUAAAAUUAAUCAUUGACAUGUACUAAUGAUACCCAAUUCACCAUAACUAUUUGUUUAAUUGCUAAACAUAUGUGUUUCAACACUAACCACUAUUAUUUUGAUUAGUUCAAUGACAAAACUUUCUUGUUUAGUAUAUAAAUUAAUCAUAGAGCACUGUUAAGCACUCAUGUAGAAGCUCAAAGUAUACCAUUUUAGGAUAGUCCUAUGAUCCAACAUUUUUCUAUUAUAAAGUUUUGGCCUUUAGGAUUUUUUUGUAUAUUAAAUUUGCAAGUUCAUGGCCCACAGUGUUUUCAGAGUAUACCCUUUUGGUCUGUUUCUGAAAACAAGCUUUGAGGCUAUGGUUAUGCCACGUUUGUCCAUAAAUAGAGAAUAAAGUGGGGAAGAUAAUGAAGUAAAAAAGAGCCAAAAGAGUGAACCUUAUACUUCAAAAAAGGGCAAUAUUUGAUAAAUGUUGUGUUAGAUUUUUUUUGUUUUUAUUGAAAGGAAGUAAAAAAGAGAGUGGUGAUGUGGGUUCUUUAUUUUUGUGGAGCUAGUUUAUUUGGUUUUAUUUAAUGGGAGAGUUUUUUUGAGGCUCUUGUUAGGUUUCUUUGUGUAAAAUUUAAGGCUUUGUUGUGUUGUGUGGUUCUCUUUUCAACUUGGUUUAGCAAGAAGAGGAGAAAGAUCCUUUCUUUUUUGGUGCUUCUGGUAUUUGUCCAUAUUUUUUCUACUUCUCUCUCUAGGAGUGUAUAUGAUACUAAUAAUAAGCAAGUUUUUCUGUUGGUGAUGAUAUUUGUUUUUGUUUGUUUAUGAAAUUAGUACACUUGUGAUCCUCUUUUGUGAAAAAGGGUAUCUUUUAAAUUCUCUUCUUUUGCUUGGAUAUUUGUUUUCAUUUUUUUAUCUUAAAUUGAUUGGUUGUGAGUGAUGGUGGUGGUGCUUUUGUUGUCUUGUGUUGUGGUGUAAAUUUCAUGUGAAAACACAAUCAUAUGAUAUAAUUCUGGUUGAUGAACUAGAUAUAUUAUUUAAGGAAGAUAAUUGAGGAGAAAGAAAUGUUUGUGUGUUGCUCUAUUUGAUCAGAUUUAUCAUAAUUCUCUUUGAUUGGUUUUGUUAAAGUGAGGAGGAUAGAUAGCGUUUUCUACUUAGAAGCUAAAUUUGUAGGCUUUGAAUAAUGAAAACUUCAGUUCCUUUUGCUUGUCCAUUGAAAAUGAGGUCUUAAUUUGAAGUGUUGACAGUGAAAAUGAGAGUGUGUGGUAGAAGCUGGAGAAUUUCUCCGUUUCUUCGAUCCUCAUGUUCUAGCCUUCAUGCUGCCCUUGGGGGAUAACAUGGAGGAUUUAUCCAAGUUUUCUUGGCAGAAGUCCAAUAAUUCUAGGGCAUUAAGUACCUCUAGAGUGUCAGAUUGGAAUCCAAGACCUAUUUUGCGCAACUCCUCAUUUAGGAAGGAGACUAAUAGGGCUGUGCUGGCGCGUCAUAACCUUAAAAACCAGGUUGGUUUGUCUGGGAGUUUCAAGGAUGAAGUAGAAGGUGAACCUUUUCCCCGAACCAUUGAAUGGGGUGAUAUUAGCUUGAGGCAGUGGUUGGACAAACCGGAAAGGUCCAUUGACGAAUACGAAUGUUUGCACGUAUUUAGGCAGAUAGUUGAGAUUGUCAAUGUUGCACAUUCACAAGGAAUUGUUGUUCAUAAUGUUAGGCCUUCUUGCUUUGUCAUGUCAUCAUUUAACCAUGUCUCCUUCAUCGAGUCUGCUUCCUGCUCGGAUUCUGGGUCGGAUUCUUUGGAAGAUGGACCAAAUAGCCAAACUGUGGAGAUCAAAAAUUCGUCUUCUCUUUUGCCUAACAACUUGUUCCAGCUGAGAAGUAGGUUAGAAAGUGAAGAUUUUCAAACCGCAUCAAUGCCAACAAAUGCUUUAUCAGAAACUAGCUGUAUCCAGUCUAGCUCAGUUCACGCAACCCAUGUACCAGUGGGAGAGGAUACUGAAGAAAAUAAAGCCAGCGGCGGAGGAAACGCUGAACAAGAAGAAGGGAGGAAGCAGCCUUUUCCAAUGAAGCAAAUUUUACUCAUCGAGUCCAGUUGGUACAGUAGUCCAGAAGAGGUAGCUGGUUCAGCUAGCUCCUGUGAUUCAGACAUAUACAGAUUGGGAGUUCUUCUUUUUGAGUUGUUCUGCCCAUUCAGCUCAAGAGAAGACAAGAGCAGAACUAUGUCUAGCCUGAGGCAUCGGGUCCUUCCUCCUCAACUGCUGCUGAAAUGGCCAAAAGAAGCUUCUUUUUGCCUGUGGUUGCUGCACCCGGAGCCCAGUUGUCGUCCAAAAAUGGGUGAGUUAUUAGAAAGUGAGUUUCUCAAUGAACCAAGAGAGGAUUUAGAGGAACGUGAAGCAGCAAUGCAACUUAGAGAAAGAAUAGAGGAGCAGGAUUUGUUGAUGGAAUUCCUUCUGCUGAUACAGCAAAGGAAACAGGAAGCUGCUGAUAAGUUACAAGAUACCAUUUCUCUUGUGUGUUCUGAUAUUGAAGAAGUCUUGAAACAUCAAGCAUUUCUUAAGAAAAAGGGAGGUUCAAUUCCAGAAAACACAAAGGAUGAUAAUUUAGCAUCAAAUAUGCCUACAUUUAGUAUUAUCAAUAAUGAUGAUUCGUCUAGCUUGGGUUCUAGAAAACGAUUUCGGCCGGGCGUUCAAAUUCUCAAUGCGGAGGAAUUUGAUGAUAAUCUUGAUGAUGGUCAGAACUCAGAAAUGGUCACAGAAAGUCAAGAAAGCACACUUCUUAAAAGUUCUCGAUUAAUGAGGAAUUUUAAGAAACUUGAGUCGGCAUACUUUUUGACCAGAUGCAGGCCAAUGAGGCCAUCAGGGAAACCAUCUAUUAGGCAUUCACCGAUUAGUAGUGAUGGGAGAAGCUCUAUUGUGGUUACUGAAAGAAGCUCUAUCAAUACCUUAACACCAAAAGAACAGCAGAUUGAGAGUAGACGAAGUGGUUGGAUAAGCCCCUUUCUCGAGGGUUUGUGCAAGUAUCUAUCUUUCAAUAAGUUACAAGUUAAAGCUGAUUUGAAACAAGGAGAUUUGUUGAACUCUUCAAACCUAGUGUGCUCUCUUAGUUUUGAUCGUGAUGGAGAAUUUUUUGCCUCAGCUGGUGUUAAUAAAAAGAUAAAAGUAUUUGAAUGUGAUACACUAAUAAAUGAAAGUCGUGAUAUCCACUAUCCUGUUGUUGAAAUGACGAGCAGGUCAAAACUAAGCAGUUUGUGCUGGAACAGUUACAUCAAAAGCCAGAUUGCUUCAAGCAAUUUUGAAGGGGUAGUCCAGGUGUGGGAUGUCACACGGAAUCAAGUACUGACAGAAAUGAGAGAACACGAGAGGCGCGUUUGGUCUAUUGAUUUUUCAUCAGCAGAUCCGACAAUGUUGGCGAGCGGCAGUGAUGAUUGUUCUGUUAAGCUAUGGAAUAUCAAUCAGGGAGAAAGUAUUGGUACAAUCAGAACAAAGGCCAAUGUCUGCUCUGUUCAGUUUCCAUUGGAUUCUAGCCGUUCUCUUGCAUUUGGUUCGGCGGAUCAUAAAGUUUAUUAUUAUGAUCUUCGUAAUGCAAAAGUUCCCCUGUACACAUUGGUUGGACACAAUAAAACUGUGAGUUAUGUUAAGUUUAUAGAUCCAAAAAACAUUGUCUCUUCAUCAACGGACAACACAUUAAAGCUCUGGGAUUUGUCAAUUUGCGCUUCUCGGGUUAUUGAUACACCUCUUCAGUCAUUCACAGGCCACACAAACAUAAAGAACUUCGUGGGUUUAUCGGUAUCAGAUGGUUAUAUUGCAACUGGCUCGGAAACAAAUGAGGUUUUCAUAUACCAUAAAGCAUUUCCCAUGCCAGCAUUGUCGUUCAAGUUCGACAACACAGAUCCACUUUCCGGCCACGAAAUGCAUGACCCUCUGCAGUUUAUUUCUUCUGUAUGCUGGCGUGGCCAGUCGUCCACGCUAGUUGCUGCAAAUUCUACCGGGAACAUCAAAAUUUUGGAGAUGGUUUAAUUUAGUCUAUGCCUUCCGCAUGAUACGAAACGAUGACGGUGCUUGGCCUGAACUGAAAUCGGGAUAACAAUGUUGCACUAGAGGAAACAUUGUGAAGCUUAAAUAUGGUUGCAGGAAGUUUAAGAGAAGGUUGGAGUUGGAAAACAAAUUUUUUGGCAUUAGAUAAUAGAGAAAUUCAGUGUACUACUACUGUAGAUAAAAUUCAGGGAAAAAAAAGGGAAAAAAACAUAAGAAUUAUAUUUUGCUUGUAUAUUCAGUUUUCAAUUUUUGUUUUGACAAAAGGCUCUGCUACUUUCUGAAUUGAGAUACAUUUUUUAUUCACCA